Musca vetustissima is the source of this 1307-nucleotide messenger RNA. RefSeq names its product transcription factor collier (gene kn). The annotation marks the transcript as partial. NCBI's taxonomy places the organism in Eukaryota, Metazoa, Arthropoda, Insecta, Diptera, Muscidae. The record is from RefSeq and is a predicted model, not a curated record. Gene Ontology annotation, biological process: regulation of transcription by RNA polymerase II. Gene Ontology annotation, molecular function: RNA polymerase II cis-regulatory region sequence-specific DNA binding; DNA-binding transcription factor activity, RNA polymerase II-specific. The transcript has 9 exons.
GUGCCCGCCAAGAACAGGACAUAUUUGUGCGUCUCAUCGAUUCGGUGACCAAGCAAGCUAUCAUCUAUGAAGGCCAAGAUAAAAAUCCGGAAAUGUGCCGGGUGUUGUUAACACAUGAAGUUAUGUGCAGCCGCUGUUGUGACAAAAAAAGUUGCGGCAACCGCAAUGAAACACCAUCGGAUCCUGUCAUUAUUGAUCGCUUCUUUUUGAAAUUCUUUUUAAAGUGUAAUCAAAAUUGUUUGAAAAAUGCUGGCAAUCCACGAGAUAUGCGAAGAUUUCAGGUUGUCAUUUCCACCCAGGUGAGCGUGGAGGGCCCUCUGCUGGCCAUUUCGGAUAAUAUGUUUGUGCACAAUAACUCAAAACAUGGCCGGCGUGCCAAACGUUUGGAUACCACGGAAGGUACAGGCAAUCACUCCCUGUCCAUAACGGGACAUCCCCUUGCGCCUGACAGUACCUAUGAUGGUCUCUAUCCGCCCUUACCCGUGGCCACACCCUGCAUCAAAGCCAUAUCACCCAGUGAGGGUUGGACAACAGGUGGCGCUACUGUCAUCAUUGUUGGUGAUAAUUUCUUUGAUGGCCUCCAGGUGGUAUUCGGUACAAUGUUGGUUUGGAGUGAAUUGAUCACAUCGCAUGCCAUACGCGUACAGACCCCACCUCGACAUAUACCGGGAGUUGUUGAGGUUACCCUAUCGUAUAAGAGUAAACAGUUUUGUAAGGGUUCACCGGGUCGUUUUGUUUAUGUGUCUUUAAAUGAACCCACCAUUGAUUAUGGUUUCCAACGUUUGCAAAAAUUAAUACCCCGCCAUCCCGGAGAUCCAGAAAAACUACAAAAGGAAAUUAUUUUGAAAAGGGCUGCCGAUCUUGUGGAGGCUUUAUACUCAAUGCCAAGAUCCCCUGGCGGUUCAACUGGCUUCAACUCCUAUGCUGGACAAUUGGCCGUGAGCGUACAAGAUGGUUCCGGCCAAUGGGCUGAAGAUGAUUAUCAGCGGACCCAGUCGAGCAGUGUUAGUCCACGUGGAGGCUAUUGCAGCAGUGCCUCAACACCCCAUAGUUCGGGAGGAUCAUAUGGUGCCACCACCACAGCUGGUUCAAAUGGUUAUGGAGCCACAACCAAUAUGGGUACGUUGUCCACUUCCCCGGGCAGUGUCUUCAAUUCCACUUCAAUGUCCAGCACCUGGCAUCAAGCCUUGGUCCAACAUCAUCAUACACAUCCGCAUCACUAUCAUCAUCCCCACCAGCCAUGGCAUAAUACAGCCGUAUCCGCAGCCACAGCAGCCGUUUAAAUUCAAAUAUCCAGGAUCCUGUAU